ACUUUACUAUUUCGUAUUUACAUUUUACUGUGAAAUGUGAAUAUUCUGAAAACAAAAACUGCAGCUUUCAGAAAAAAAUACAAACAAACGGCCUGAUAUUAAAACAAAAAUACGAUAGUUAUUAGUUCCAAUACCAUUAAUAAUCAUACAUAAUCCCAUUAUUGUUAUACACAAUCAUCAAGUAAUGCAUUGGAAUAUUUUUACUCGAUUUCGAUGAAAAACAAGUAGCUUUGAUAUUGAGUCCUUUCCACUUUCCUUCUGUUAGUUUUUACAAUGGAUUCCGAAGAUUCCAAAGAAAUAAAGGUAGAGACUAAUAAUGCACCGAUUUGCCGAUGUUGCUUAUCUACGGACCGGCGUAUGAACAAAAUUGAUAAUUUUUGCUACCUUCUUUUGGAUUUGGCUGGUAUUAUUGUGUCAGAAUCAGAUGGUCUUCCCAAAUAUGUAUGUUGGGAGUGCUCUGCUUUGCUUAGGAAAUCUGUGAAGUUCAAACAGAAAGUAUUACAAAUCCAUUCAGCAUUGUGCGAUUAUAAUAAUAGAUGUGCUCCUUUCUCAAUAGAUGGCCAAGACCCAGAGCUUACUCAAUAUGCAAUGCCAUACUUAGUUAAAACCCCCACACUGACGUUUUGUAACAAUCCAAAGAGCAAAACUGGGUUUUAUGAUGUAUUGCAGCAUGAGACACAAAGACUAGGAAUAGAGUUGUUACCUCUACCGCAGGAUAUUAGUGCAGACAUAAAACAUGACAUUAUUGACAAUGAUAAUAUAAUUAGUGAUUUAAUCAAGAAUGAAAAUGUUCAGACUGAUAAUGAAGAAGACUAUAUACCUGAUAAUGGUGAUAGAACAAAUGAUACAGAUGAUUCAAAUGAAAGUCUUUUAGAUGUUAAGAAGUUACGAGUGAGAAAGAGAGUGAAAAUUAAGAAUAAAGAAGAUACAGCUGAAGUGAAGGUUAACCGUAGAGUAAAAAAUAGUAAGCCGGACAUAGAUGAAACUAAGAUACGCAUUCUACGAUUAGAUCCGAUGGAACAGCUAAGACAGCGAGAGGAGGAAUGUAAAAAGACACUCACCUUCCCAUAUGUAUGUCAUUUGUGUUACAAAGGUUUUAUUUACGAGUCUAAACUACAAAAUCACAUGAAGAAACACAGUCCUUCACGUGGUUCGUACAAAUGCGAGAUAUGCUCUAUGUAUUUACCAACGAACUACAGUCUGUCCGUACAUAUGUUGAUACACACGCGGCGGUUCGAAUGCUUGCAAUGCGGACGACAGAUGACCGACAAGGAUUCUAUUAUUAAUCAUUAUAGAACAGAACACGAAGGUAUUAUAUCCAUGUUCACAUGUCAUGUCUGUGGAAAGAUAUUCAAUAAUUCUAAAACGCUCCGCGGCCAUGUUCGUAAUCUUCACACACUGAAGCGGGUGAAAUGCGACGAAUGCGACAAGACACUCAUCAACGCCGACGCAUUGGCUGAACAUAAAUUGAUCCACCAAGGCGUAAAGGAGCACGCGUGCGGUGUUUGCGGCAAGCGGUUUCGUACAAGACAACAGAUGCGGUAUCAUCAGACGAGGCAUAGCGAUGCUAAGAAUUACUAUUGUGUGGAGUGUGAUAUUAGAUUUAAAACCUCGCACGCGCUGAAUCAACAUCUCAAAAAGACUGCCAAACACAUAGAUGAACAAAGUCUUAUUCACCCGUGUCCCCGAUGUAGCAAGCGCUUCACAAACCUAUCAGAAUUGACUCACCACCUCUCCGUCCAACACGACGGUGUUCGCGCCCACCGGUGCCCGACGUGUCCGGCUGCGCUCGCGACAAAAUCGUCCCUACAGAAACACGUGCGAAUGGUGCAUUCCGGUAUUAAGGUGCACGCGAAACACGUGUGCGACACGUGCGGACGUGUGUUUAAUGCAAAAAGCACUCUCACGAACCACAUCCGCACACACACGGGCGAAAAGCCGUUUGAGUGCGAGCAGUGCGGACGGCAUUUCGCCCAACGGACUGCACUCAAGACGCACGUCAAACUCGUGCAUCUGAAACUUCAUAGGAAUGCUAAGAUAAAACCAAAACAACCUGAAGAUAUUAUUAAGUACAAAGAAGAGUCGCCAUUAGUUUUCGAAUGGCCACGACAGAGCGCGCCCGGUUGCGAAUUCUUUACCGUAACAGCCGGACCGUAGGACCAAAACAUAUAUAUAUAUAUAUGUUGGAGAAAUGUCACUCCAUCGAUAUGGACAUCGGCUUAGCGGGUUUAGUGGGUGUUAUGUAGGUAAGGUGCGAGCACAAAAUACAUGAAUAAUCAUCGUACAAUAUUGAAUUUAGAUUCCUUCUAAGUCUACAAAUAACACUUGUAAUUAAAUUAUUCGACGACUCCUUGGUCUAGUGGUUAGUACCCCUGACUGCGAAUCCAUGGGUCCCGGGUUCGAACCCCGGCUGAGACGAACAUCG
Molecule: messenger RNA, 2425 nt
Organism: Pieris napi
Lineage: Eukaryota; Metazoa; Arthropoda; Insecta; Lepidoptera; Pieridae
Product: zinc finger protein 846-like
Exons: 15
Coding region: 274-2157 (627 amino acids)
Biological process (GO): regulation of transcription by RNA polymerase II
Cellular component (GO): nucleus
Molecular function (GO): zinc ion binding; RNA polymerase II cis-regulatory region sequence-specific DNA binding; DNA-binding transcription factor activity
Source: RefSeq, a predicted model, not a curated record